Trichoderma reesei QM6a is the source of this 1260-nucleotide messenger RNA. RefSeq lists its product as uncharacterized. The transcript is spliced from 4 exons. Gene Ontology annotation, molecular function: transmembrane transporter activity. Gene Ontology annotation, biological process: transmembrane transport. Gene Ontology annotation, cellular component: fungal-type vacuole membrane. The coding region runs from base 1 to 1260 and encodes 419 amino acids. The record is from RefSeq and is a predicted model, not a curated record. Lineage: Eukaryota; Fungi; Ascomycota; Sordariomycetes; Hypocreales; Hypocreaceae.
AUGACGAAAGAAGAAGAGGCCGGAUAUCAGUCGUCAGCUCCGGUGCCUACUGGCAGCGAGCCUCCAAACGGUGGCCUUCGGGCAUGGCUCGUGGUUGUGGGAGCUUGGUGCACCUCCUUUUGCAGUUUUGGAUGGAUCAACAGUGUCGGCGCGUUCCAGGAUUACUACCAGGCUUCGCUUCUCAAAGAGUACUCGGCUAGCACUAUCUCGUGGAUCCCCUCGUUGCAGAUCUUCUUCAUGAUGGCCUUGGGGCCCUUCAUUGGUCUCAUCUACGACAAGUACGGCCCUCGCUGGCUCAUCAUCGGCGGAACGUUUCUUCAUGUCUUUGGCUUGAUGAUGACAUCCAUCUCUACGGAGUACUACCAGAUCCUCUUGUCUCAGGGAGUCUGCAGUGCUGUUGGCGUAUCUGCCAUUUUCCAGCCAGCUCUCAAUAGCAUCGCGACAUGGUUCACCACAAAACGCGGCGCCGCCUACGGACUUUUGGCUACCGGAUCGAGUCUGGGCGGUGUCAUUUUCCCCAUCAUGGUCCGUCGCCUCAUAGAUGAGGUCGGCUUUGGCUGGGCCAUGCGAAUUUCCGCCUUCUUGAUCCUCGCUCUGCUCAUUGUAGCCAUCCUCACGGUUACGACGCAUAACCCGCCAAAAUUCCAGCCCAUCACCUUGAAGCGGAUGAUGACACCUUUUACCGAGAUCCAGUUCUCCUGUCUUGCUAUGGGACUGCUGCUGUUCACCUUUGGACUGUAUGUCCCGAUCGAUUACGUCUCCGUCGAGGCUGCCCAAGCCGGCAUGGACCCCAAUCUGGCGCAAUAUCUGGUUCCCAUCCUCAACGCCGGAAGUCUGUUUGGUCGUGUCUUCUCCGGCUUUGCUGGAGAUAAUUGGGGUCGAUACAACAUCUUCGUCUCCGUGUGCUAUCUGGCGGGCAUAUUUGUCCUAGGUCUCUGGAUCCCGGCAGCCACCGAUGGCGCACGAAUCGCCUUUGCUACUUUGUUCGGCUUCAUGUCGGGAGCCUAUGUCGCCUUGAUCGCCGCCCUUGUUGUGCAAAUUUCACAUCCGUCCGAAAUCGGAUUCCGGACUGGUCUCAUCUUUCUGGCUUCCUCUGUCGGUGGCCUUACAACGGAUCCCAUAUCAGGCGCCAUUCUUGAGAAACCAAUUGGAUGGCUGGGUCCAAAGAUCUUCGCAGGGAUCUUGUGUAUUGUUGGCACGUCGUUUGUUCUGGCGGCACGAAUCCAUAGGACGGGAUGGAAGUUGAGGGUUGUCUUCUGA